This is a messenger RNA of Armigeres subalbatus, 894 nucleotides long. RefSeq names its product chymotrypsin-like. Gene Ontology annotation, molecular function: serine-type endopeptidase activity. The record is from RefSeq and is a predicted model, not a curated record. NCBI's taxonomy places the organism in Eukaryota, Metazoa, Arthropoda, Insecta, Diptera, Culicidae. The transcript has 4 exons. Gene Ontology annotation, biological process: proteolysis. The coding region runs from base 33 to 809 and encodes 258 amino acids.
CCCAGAGGUAAUCUCGAUUGCAUUGUAGGACAAUGAAACAGUUUACGUUACUAGUUGUACUUUUGUGUUUUAUUAACACUCAGGCAGCACCGGACCGCACUUCCCGCAUCAUCAAUGGACGAGUAGUUCCACACAAACCUUAUAAUGUGUUUAUCAUGUUCCUAAACGAUAACAAUUCAGGAUUCUUUGGUGGAGGCACAAUUAUUUCUAACCUCCACAUUCUGACUGCCGCAGCCAACAUCGUCGGAUUCACCUCAUGGACUGUUCGCUAUGGGAGCAACAUCUUCAGCCAAUUAAAUGAAAUCGUUUCAACCACUGCUACUCCCCAUCCUGAAUUUGAUUCAAAUAACCGGCUCAACGACAUCGGCGUUAUUACUCUGCCUCAAUCUCUAACGUUCCACGCAACCGUGUCGCCCGCUGCCCUUCCAUCGCGUUUCUCAUCUGAGCUAAAUCUGCUACCUCUUGAAAACGAGCAGGGAACAAUCGUGGGCUUCGGAUUCACCAGUGAAGAUGUUCAUACACAAUCGGAUGUUUUGUGGGGAUCCUUCCAGCGGGUGAUAGACGAUGCUAACUGCCAACGGUUCUAUACGAUCACGCUGCCAAGGCACUUUUGCGCUACUGAUAAUGUUGACUCUUCCAACGUUUGCAACGGAGAAAUUGGCGCUGGUUUCAUUACUGACGUACGAGGUUUACCGACAGUCACGGGAGUUGCAUCGCAGCUAACAGUUGGUUGUGGCUACACGAGUCCAACGGCGUACACUCGUGUUGAAUUCUACCGUGAAUGGAUCAAUACAAUAACAUCACUAUAAUUUAGAUUAAAAAGAUUCACCACAUAUGUAUACCAUCCUGGUGAAUUAUGAAAACGACUCAAUUAAAAUAUAUGUAAUUUCUUAA